Drosophila subobscura is the source of this 4577-nucleotide messenger RNA. RefSeq names its product histone-lysine N-methyltransferase 2C (gene Lpt). Gene Ontology annotation, cellular component: MLL3/4 complex. The transcript is spliced from 9 exons. Bases 1 to 4446 code for a protein of 1481 amino acids. Gene Ontology annotation, biological process: positive regulation of transcription by RNA polymerase II. The record is from RefSeq and is a predicted model, not a curated record. Gene Ontology annotation, molecular function: histone H3K4 methyltransferase activity; transcription coactivator activity; histone binding. NCBI's taxonomy places the organism in Eukaryota, Metazoa, Arthropoda, Insecta, Diptera, Drosophilidae.
AUGAAUACAAGUGUGGUAGCAAACGUUGAAGAGAAGCCUGCGGUGGGCGAUGAACUUCCAUACUCGCCCGAACAGUUUCCGGGAAAGGUGUGCUGUUUAUGCAAUCUGGGUGAAAGAAGUGCCUUGGGCCAGGGGGCAAUUCUGCAACUUAAGGCUCCAGCGGACAUCAAAGAUGAAUAUCCACCUGAUCGGCUCACAGAAGAUGGGAGUCGGCCGUAUUAUGGCUCCAAACAGGAGGCCACUGGCGCGGCCGAGAGCAACUAUGAGUUGGACAAAAUUGGCCAAGCGGAGAUAGUGCAUCCUUCACAGUUCCUCGAUGAGGGCUUCGUUUAUGUGCACCGAAUGUGUGCUAUGUGGUCAUUGCGCAAAACAAAGAUGACCGAUUUGGAUGCUGCCUACUUUGUGAACCAUAUUGGCGGGUUCUUAGAACAGAAAUGCAACUUUUGCGGCCGAUAUGGAGCCUCCAUCAAUUGCAAGAUGAUCUGCCGCCAAGUUCAUCACUGGCCGUGUGCCGCUGCCGCCGGAUGUCUGCUGAUAUUGGAGAGCUUUACAGUAUUUUGCACAGAGCAUUUGAGCCAAGUGCCUUUGAUAUGUAGUGACAAUAACGUUGAGUGUCUAUCCUGUUCUUCGCUGGGGGAUCUAUCGAAGCUGAUUAUGUGCAGCACCUGUGGGGACCAUUUCCAUUCCACCUGCAUCGGUUUAGCCAAUAUGCCAGACACCCGUUCUGGAUGGAACUGCGCUCGCUGUACCAAAUGCCAAAUUUGUCGACAGCAAGAUUCAAAUGAUUUGAAAUACGUCAAGUGUGAGCAGUGUCAGAAGAUCUAUCACGCCUCCUGCUUUAGGCCCGUAAUCUCAGCAAUUCCAAAAUAUGGAUGGAAAUGCAAUCGCUGUCGCGUCUGCACGGACUGCGGAUCUAGGACUCCCGGUGGUGGUAGCUCCUCUCGUUGGCAUAGCCACUACACCAUCUGCGACUCUUGUUAUCAACAGCGAAAUAAAGGAUUUUCCUGCCCGAUUUGCCAGAAGGCAUACAGAGCAGCAUCCCACAAGGAAAUGGUCAAAUGUAGCUGGUGCCACAAAUUUGUACACAGUACAUGUGACGAGGAAGCAGACCUUACGGCCUAUCACAAGAAGAAGGAACAGAAUCCGGACUAUGAUUAUGUCUGUCCAAACUGCAAGUUGAAUUCUUCUGGUCCUGCCCAGCCUCAGCAGUUGAUUGACUCCAUCGUGUUGACUGCCAUGGACUCGUCCGCUGAGCAGCUGAGCGUAAAGGACUUGGAACUUGUUGAUCCCUUGGAGGGCAAACCCAUUGCGGAUGUGUCCACUGAGGAUGUGCAGAAGAUGCCGCCCACUGGUAAAAAGAAAAUGUGCCUGACAAACGUACGCGGCAAGAGUGGAAAAUUCGUGCUUCAGCGCAUGGGCGUGCUCUCGCAGAUAAACAAAAAACGCAGCACGCGUGGCAAGGGACGGACGAUUGUGCUGCCAAAUCUUUCGAGCGAUCGGUAUGUAAAUCGUAACGUGGAUGCGGACCUAACCAGCGACAAGAAGAUGGUACUGUGCUCCACGCGAGACAAGUAUACGCUGAAUCAGGAUAUUUGCGUCAUGUGCGGCUCACUGGGCAUUGAAAGUGACGCGGUAAUGAUCACCUGCGCCCAGUGCGGCCAAUGCUAUCAUUCGUAUUGUGCCAGUGUCAAGCCCUCCAAGGGAAUUCUUCAAAAAGGUUGGCGCUGCCUCGACUGUACGGUGUGCGAGGGAUGUGGCAAGAAAAACGACGAAGCGCGGCUGCUGCUGUGCGAUGAAUGUGACAUUUCGUACCACAUUUACUGUGUCAAUCCCCCGCUGGAGACUGUGCCCUCUGGCAACUGGAAGUGCUCCUUCUGUACGCUGUGCCAAAAGUGCGGCCUAAAUCCCACGGAAAAGAGUGAUUAUGGCGACUCCAACAUGCCCGAGUGCCCGCCUUGUACCAGCCAGUCGGCUUGCUCAGUGUGUCGGAGUUCUUAUAGCACCGGAGAAAUGAUAAUUCAAUGUGAAAACUGCGAGCUGUGGUCGCAUUUCCUGUGCGACUCCAUAAACGCUCAGCUCAACAUGGAGCACUAUGACCAGAAUGUCUACAAGUGCCUAAAGUGUCGUUGCUCUGGAAAGCCGCCGCAGGCACUGACCGACGGGAAACCCGGCAGCUCCAGCUCCCAGACACAGUCCAAUAAGGCAUCGGCUCAACCAGGCUGUGGUGCAGAUGGAAAGAAUGCCAGUGGCUCGGAUCAAAGCCAAAUGACUUUGCCGAGCGAUCUGAUCGAGACCACACCAGAGGCUAUCCAUUGGAUUGACGGUGUGUGCCUGAGUGAGAAUGGAUUAACCAUGAUUAAGUCCCUGUCCACUGAGAUCAAGCGGAAGCGGAAAAUGCGACAAACAAUUGGCAAUGGCAAAGACGCGCUGGCUGAUGCUGCGGCUGCUGAGGAGGCUCAAAGCGAGAAGUACAAAGACGGCAUGGUCUGGGAUGGCACGGAGAAUCCCAUACCCGAGGGCUUCACCAUUACCACAAAUGACGAGGGUGUGCAUAUACUGCGCAAGAAACGGCAGCGCAACUUGCAGAAGCUGGGCAUUGGUGGGUUCUCGGUGCGCAAUCGAGCACUCAAAAAGGACAAUGAGGAUACGCCAGCGGCCGAUCAGCUGAAUGCCAUUAUGGUUAUGGACAAAAAGAAGAAAAUUAUACGCAAGAAGCAGAAAAAUAAGCUCAUCGAAGCGUAUCCACCGUACUUGCAAGAGGCCUUCUUCGGCAAGCCGCUAUUGGAGUCGGGCGAGCUGGUGCUUGGCGAAUCAGACUCCUCCGAUGAAAUUGAUGCCUCAAUGAAAAUGUACUUUACGCGUGUCGAGGGCAAGAGCCCCGAUCAAGAUGCUGCACUGGCCACCAAGAGUCCCGCCAAGUCGUUGAAGAAGGUGAAAGCUGAGAAGAAUCAGCCCGAAAAUAAAAAUACUUUGACAGAGCAAAUAUCAAUUGGAUCCGGACUCCAGCCGAAAACAGCUAAUGGAUUGACAGCAAACGUUUUUGACCCCUCACAAUCUGAACUAUCGAAUACUGUGCUGGCCAGCAGGAAUCCUUUGGAUUCCUUGGCCUCGCCAAACAUUUCAGAGCUGGACGGAAUGAAUACGUCUGUGAACUCGGUGACAUCAUCCGAAAAUACGGAAAAGUCUAUGCGCGAAUCACCUGUUGUCUUGGUCAAUAACUACGUAGUGCCUCAACAGAUUGUGCCCGAACAGAAGUUCCACAAUCAAAUAUACUUGCCGGGAAAUGUUGUUGCCAAUCCCCCACAGCAGCUGCACUAUCACCCGCAGCCGAAUAAUGCGAACAAGCAGAAAAUGCAAGGCAUGAUGGGUCAAGUGUGUUUGCAGCCCGAAAAGAGAGUCGAGGAAGAGCCCAAGCCAGUGGAGCCCGUCGCGGAGAGUUUGAAUGCGGGCACACAAAAGACCGCUGAGAAAAUGCGCAAGGACGAAGAUCUUGGUCUAAUGGCAACCAUUUCGGCGGUACUGUAUGCCAAUACUGAGCAUCCGAAUCUCAAGGAUCUGUUUCCGAACUGGAAUGAUCGCUGCAAGCAGAUUCUAAAGAGAUGGCGCUCCUUGUGCAACGAAAAGAAGGCUCCGUUCUUGCAAAAAGCCAAGGAUAAUCGCUCGGCCUUGAGGCAGAGACGGGAGCAGAACAAGAUCCCUCUGCCCGCAAAGCCCCAGAAGCAAGAAGAAAUUGGACGACAAUGGAAGCAUCAAACUAAAUUGAAGGAGGAGCAACCCAAUAUGUUUGUCAAUUAUAAUGGCAAUCAAUAUGACUCGUCGUGCUAUGUGGGUGGCCCACAGCCGGCCGCAAUUAAUCCACAUCUUGCGUCCCCAAGUUUAAAUGAAACUCUCGUAGUCAAGGCGCCGAUGCAAAGAGCCAUUGCUCAUGCAUCAGCAGCAGCCACAUCAAGCACUGUGAAAAUGUCCACAGUAGACAAUCGACUGGAGUUGAAUUCAGUUUAUGGAACCGAGCCAAUUGGCGACAAAAAGCUAAGGAAUCUAUUGCAGAAAAAUAGCACAGAGCCCAUGCUAAUGGGAUCAAACUCUGAACUAUUUCUACAAAAUGAUGUGCUGCGGAUGGGUAUGAUGUCGAAUACGCCGCUAACACAGAACAAUCCCAUGAUGAGCGUGAGUGGUAAAGCACCGCCAACGGAUGGCAGAAGCCUGGAGCAAGAUGUAAAGAUGAACGAGGCGCAGGAGGGUGCAGCUUCUGCUGUCGAGCUGGAAAAUGUUGGAUUCGGUGACCUUUUGGGCGGGCUGGGUGAAGGUGACGAUGACGACUUGCUGAAGUCGCUAACCUCUGAAAUAGGCGAUGACUUUAACAUUCUUGAGUAUGCGGACCCCGAACUAGACGUCAACGUACUGAACACCUUAGACUUUGACGACAAUGAAAAAUGUUCUACAUAGGUGAAUAGUAAUGUGGAUAAAUAUGACACAAAUUGAGAUGCGAGAUAUAAAAAGUAUAUUGUUGGUGGUAAUGUUACUUAUAUAUCAUGUUUUUCUGCAAAUUUUUUAAAUAAAACCGCUUACAAAAUAAA